CCCCCUUUUUCCAUCUCUAUCUCUUUCUCAUUGGGUUGUGUGCUUCGCUGUGUGUGUAUGGUUUUUUGGGGGUCAAUCUCUGGCUUUGAUUAUUAUAUGGAGGAAAGAGGGUGAACGUGCUCUUCUUUGUCCUUAAGCAAGCACUAGUUUCACGCCUACUCAGCAUGAUUAUUGAUUAGAGUUCUCUUCCAUUUUUUUAUUCUGAUCCUUAAGUCCCAAAACUCUGUUGAAACACACAAAUAUUGGCUGUUGGGGAAGGGGAAGGUGGUUCUUUGGAAUUUGAGCUUCUUUUUUUUUUUUUUUAUACAUCUUUUGAGACUCAUGCUUGUCUCUCAAUUAUUCUUCUUUUAAAUCCUGGGUCUUUUGGUUUGAAUUUUUUCCAUUUCCUUUUCUUUUUCUUUUUUGGGUGGUGAUUUUUUGCAAUAGGCUUAGCUUCUUUCUUUAAUAAGAGAUAAAAUAAAGAAAAGAAUUUGUCCAACUGGUCAAUCAUUCAUUGUGCUAGUUUGCUUUUGGUUCUUCUUUCUGAGUUUUGAAUCGCGCAAAACAAUGCUGCAAUGAUGCCGUACAUGGAGUUUUGUUUCUGUGACCUUUUUCUUCCAACCAUCAGAGAAAAGUAUGAUGAAUCGGGCAGAAAGAUAGGGAGGGGCAGAGAGAAAUUGUUGGUGAUGGGUCUUGGUUUGAAGAUGAAGAGCCUGAGGCACCACCCCAUGGCCUUGAAGUUACAUGAGCAAGCGGGGAGCAUAAGAAAGUACACUUUCAUUCAGGCACAUAGGGCAUGGCUGCCCAAGUUUUUGAUGCUGUGGAUCCUUCUCAUGGCUCUAAUUGGCUGUUUCAUCUAUAGUAAAAUGGAUGCUGACACUAAGGUUAGAAGGAAAGAGGUGCUGGGUAGCCUCUGUGAUCAAAGGGCAAGAAUGCUGCAAGAUCAAUUCAGUGUCAGUGUCAACCAUGUCCAUGCCCUUGCCAUCCUUGUUUCAACCUUCCAUUACUACAGAACCCCUUCUGCCAUUGACCAGGAAACCUUUGCAGAGUAUACAGCCCGGACAGCAUUUGAACGACCAUUACUCAGUGGGGUGGCCUAUGCACAAAGAGUAGUUAACUCAGAGAGGGGAACAUUUGAGAAGCAACAUGGAUGGGUUAUAAAGACAAUGGAAAGAGAGCCUUCACUGGUUAGAGAUGAGUAUGCACCGGUGAUAUUUGCGCAAGAAACACUCUCUUACCUCGAAUCUCUUGAUAUGAUGUCCGGGGAGGAGGACCGAGAGAAUAUUUUGAGGGCUAGGGCCACUGGGAAAGCUGUUCUCACUAGUCCUUUCAAUCUGUUGGGUUCUCAUCAUCUUGGUGUGGUUUUAACAUUUCCUGUUUAUAAAUCUAAGCUCCCUCCAAAGCCGACAAUGGAAGAGCGCAUUAAAGCAACUGCAGGAUAUGUUGGAGGAUCCUUUGAUGUUGAGUCCCUCGUGGAGAAUUUACUUGGUCAACUUGCUGGUCACCAAGCAAUUUUGGUGAACGUAUAUGAUAUCACAAAUUCUACUAACCCCUUAAUCAUGUAUGGCAACCAAAACGAAGAAGGUGAUAUGUCUCUUGUCCAUGAAAGUAAGCUUGAUUUUGGAGAUCCAUACAGGAACCAUACAAUGAUAUGUAGGUAUCACCAGAAGGCACCAACAAAUUGGAUAGCACUUACCACGGCAUUCUUAUUCUUUGUGAUUCUUUUAUUAGUGGGUUAUAUUUUAUAUGGUGCUGGAAAUCACAUUGUCAAAGUAGAGGAUGAUUUUCAUCAAAUGGAGGAAUUAAAAGUCCGAGCAGAAGCAGCUGAUGUUGCCAAGUCACAGUUUCUAGCUACUGUCUCUCAUGAAAUCAGAACACCCAUGAAUGGCAUUCUAGGAAUGCUUGGUCUGCUUCUAAAGACAGAAUUGAGUUCAACUCAACGAGAUUAUGCCCAGACUGCUCAAGCAUGUGGGAAGGCUCUGAUAGCCUUAAUAAAUGAGGUACUUGACCGGGCUAAAAUUGAAGCUGGCAAGUUAGAGCUGGAAGCAGUUCCAUUUGACAUUCGUUCCAUACUUGAUGAUGUCCUUUCUCUUUUUUCUGAGAAGUCCAGGAACAAAGGUUUAGAGCUGGCGGUGUUUGUUUCUGAUAAAGUUCCAGAUAUUGUUAUGGGAGAUCCUGGGAGAUUCAGACAAAUAGUAACAAAUCUUGUUGGCAACUCUGUUAAAUUCACUGAGCGAGGACAUAUAUUUGUGAAAGUCCAUCUAUCUGAAAAUAGUAUGUCCACAAUGAAUGGAAAAACUGAGAAAUUUAUAAACAGAGGAUCAGGCGAACCUGUGCAUAUGUCUGGUGCUUAUAAUUCCAAAACUUUAAGUGGAUAUGAAGCAGCUGAUGAGCGGAACAGCUGGGACAAUUUUAAGCAUCUAAUUGCUGAUGAAGAAUUUUUCUUUGAUGCUUCUGUUAAAAAGGCAGCCAGUGAAUCUUAUGAGCAAGUCACCUUGAUGGUCAGUGUGGAGGACACUGGAAUUGGAAUUCCUUUCUCAGCCCAAGAUAGGAUUUUCAUGCCUUUUGUGCAGGCAGACAGCUCAACCUCUCGACAUUAUGGUGGUACUGGCAUUGGCUUGAGUAUCAGUAAAUGCCUGGUUGAACUAAUGGGUGGUGAGAUAAGUUUCAUAAGCCAACUGCAGGUUGGCAGCACAUUUUCAUUUACUGCAGGUUUUGGAACGAUUGAGAAAAAUGCAAUAACUGACAUGAAGAAACAUAAUUUGGAAGAUCUGCCUUCCAAUUUUAGAGGGCUUAAAGCCAUAGUGGUUGAUGGAAAACCUGUUAGAGCAGCAGUGACUAGAUACCAUCUGAAGAGACUAGGGAUACAAGCUAAAGUUGCAAAUAGCAUCAAUAAGGCUGUUUCUUUAUGUGGGAAAAAUGGUUCUUUGACCUCGGGAUUAUUUCAGCCCGAUAUUAUUUUUGUUGAGAAAGAUUCAUGGGUUUGUGGAGAGGACGAGAUCUUCAAUGUGUGGCAACUGGACUGGAAACAAAAUGGGCAUAUGUUUAAGAUACCUCAAAUGAUCCUUCUUGCGACCAACAUCGGUAAUGCUGAAUUUGAUAAAGCUAAAGCUGCAGGUUUCAGUGAUACUGUGAUCAUGAAGCCUCUAAGAGCUAGCAUGGUGGCUGCUUGUCUUCAGCAAGUUCUUGGAACAGGGAAGAAGAGGCAGCAUGGGAAAGACAUGAAGCCUAAUGGUUCCACUUUGGUACGAAGCCUUCUUUGUGGGAAAAAAAUCUUAGUGGUUGAUGACAAUGUGGUAAACCGGAGGGUCGCUGCAGGUGCAUUAAAAAAUUUUGGAGCUGAUGUGACGUGUGCAGAAAGUGGCAAAACUGCUCUUGAAAUGCUGCAGUUGCCUCACAAUUUUGAUGCUUGCUUCAUGGAUAUUCAAAUGCCAGAAAUGGACGGGUUUCAAGCAACUCAGCGAAUUCGGAUGAUGGAGACAAAGGCAAAUGAGCAGCAGAUGAAUGGUGAAGGAAAUGGGUGGAAAGACAAGUACCAUAUACCUAUAUUGGCCAUGACAGCUGAUGUAAUUCACGCCACAUAUGAUGAGUGCGUGAAAUAUGGGAUGGAUGGAUACGUCUCAAAGCCUUUUGAGGAAGAAAAUCUGUAUCAAGCAGUUGCAAAGUUUUUCAACCCCAAGCCUACCACAGACAACAGCCUAAUAGAAAAUGGCAGAACUUGAAAAGCAACUUAAUGUUUAAUGAAAGACACUUACUUUCACUACUGGCAUUUUUUCGUAGUUUGCUGGUAAUUUGAAUGUGCUUUAAUCAGUUGGUUUUUGAAGAUAUCUGAGGAUAUGCAUACAACAGGCAUAUGCAGUGAUCAUUUCUAACCACCAGCUGAACAUGAUUUCAAUCUGAGUAAAUGUAUACCACUACCCUCAACUUGUGUACAGAUUCUCCCCACGGGAUGAGGAAAAUCAUGUAAAUUCAAUAUAUUUUUUUUUCCUUUCUUUUGCAUCUCCCGAUACUUCCCUAUGAUUAGGGUUUCACUAUUAUUAUUUUUUUUUUCUCUGUAAAAUUUUCUCGUAUAGGAUUUUGGUAGUCACUAUAUUCAGAAGAAAAGGGUUGGUUGGUGCUAAUAAUGCCUAGAUCGCAUUGGCUGCCA
Messenger RNA from Glycine soja, 4126 nucleotides. RefSeq names its product histidine kinase 4-like. NCBI's taxonomy places the organism in Eukaryota, Viridiplantae, Streptophyta, Magnoliopsida, Fabales, Fabaceae. Gene Ontology annotation, biological process: phosphorelay signal transduction system; phosphorylation. The transcript has 12 exons. Gene Ontology annotation, molecular function: phosphorelay sensor kinase activity. The record is from RefSeq and is a predicted model, not a curated record. The coding region runs from base 555 to 3701 and encodes 1048 amino acids.